Ziziphus jujuba (common jujube) is the source of this 1413-nucleotide messenger RNA. Its product is annotated as G-type lectin S-receptor-like serine/threonine-protein kinase SD1-1. Gene Ontology annotation, biological process: protein phosphorylation. Lineage: Eukaryota; Viridiplantae; Streptophyta; Magnoliopsida; Rosales; Rhamnaceae. Gene Ontology annotation, molecular function: protein serine/threonine kinase activity; ATP binding. The record is from RefSeq and is a predicted model, not a curated record. The transcript is spliced from 7 exons. The coding region runs from base 1 to 1413 and encodes 470 amino acids.
AUGGAUGUGAAGUUGCCAGACUUGGCUGAUUUUCAUUUCAAUGCGAGUAUGAGCACCAAGGAAUGCCAAGCAGAGUGCUUUAAGAAGUGUGAUUGCAUGGCAUAUGCUAAUUCUAAUGUUAGUGGAGAAGGCAGUAGUAAUGGUGGCACCGGCUGUUUGCUGUGGUAUGGGGAUUUGAUUGAUAUUAAAGGUUUCACAGAAGAAAGUAGAAGACAAGAUGUCUAUAUACGACUGGCUGCUUCAGAACUUGAAUCAAUUUAUAACUCAGAUAAGAAGAGAAAGUUGGCUAUCAUCCUUUCACUAUCAAUCGCUUUUGGAAUGCUUACUCUUGGGUUAGUCUUCUAUUGUGUAGUUUCGAAGAAGAGGAGAAUUAUGACAGGCUUGGAAAGCAAGAGGUAUGACACAGAGGUGCCGUUUUUUUAUUUUGAAACAAUCAUUGCCGCUACAGAUAACUUCUCUGAUGCAAAUAAGAUUGGAGCAGGUGGAUUUGGAUCUGUUUAUAAGGGCAACCUACCUACAGGAGAAGGUAUUGCAGUGAAGAGACUGUCAAGAAAUUCAGGUCAAGGUCUUUCAGAGUUCAAGAAUGAAGUUGUUCUGAUUGCCAAACUUCAGCACAGGAAUCUCGUCAGGCUUUUUGGCUACUGUGUUCAUGGAGAGGAAAGGAUUUUAAUCUAUGAGUACAUGCCCCACAAAAGCUUGGAUUAUUUUAUAUUCGAUAAUACUAGAUGUAAACUACUCUCAUGGCAAAAGCACUUCGACAUUGUUUUGGGGAUUGCUCGCGGACUUCUAUAUCUCCACCAGGACUCAAGGCUGCAAAUUAUUCACAGGGACCUUAAAGCAAGCAAUAUUUUGCUAGACAGCAACUUUAAUCCGAAAGUUUCAGAUUUUGGCUUGGCGAGGACCUUUGGUGGGGAUGAAGAUGAAGCAAAAACAAACCGAGUUGUUGGAACCUAUGGCUACAUGUCUCCAGAGUAUGCGGUUGAUGGAACAUUUUCAUCAAAAUCCGAUGUCUUUAGCUUGGGAGUGAUUUUGUUAGAGAUUGUUAGUGGCAAGAAGAACAGAAAAUUCUAUCAACCAGAUCAUCGCCAUAACCUCCUAGGACAUGCAUGGUUACUGUGGAAUGAGAACAGGGGCAUGGAACUAAUGGGUGAAUGUGAGAUGGCUUCUUUCAACAAAUCUCAAGUAUUAAGAUGUAUUCAUGUGGGUUUACUAUGCGUCCAGAAUUACCCAGAAGACAGGCCAGCCAUGUCAUCAGUGGUUUUCAUGUUGGCAAAUGACCAAGCUAUUUUGCCUCAUCCUAAACACCCUGGUUUCUUCACAGAGUCAAGUUCCUCUAAUGCAGAUGAAACAUCAGGAAGUGAAAAAAUCCUCAGCCAAAAUGCUGUCACUAUUACUACAAUGCAAGCAAGAUAA